Messenger RNA from Exophiala aquamarina CBS 119918, 1656 nucleotides. RefSeq lists its product as uncharacterized. Lineage: Eukaryota; Fungi; Ascomycota; Eurotiomycetes; Chaetothyriales; Herpotrichiellaceae. The transcript has 2 exons. Gene Ontology annotation, molecular function: oxidoreductase activity, acting on paired donors, with incorporation or reduction of molecular oxygen; iron ion binding; monooxygenase activity. The record is from RefSeq and is a predicted model, not a curated record. Bases 1 to 1656 code for a protein of 551 amino acids.
AUGGCACCGAGUGUUGCUGGCCUUGCGCAGGCUUUCAACCAGGACUAUGUACGGUGGAUUGUCGUAUCUGGCCUGGUUGUUCUCGGGAUCUACUGGUGGUCGACCUCGACGGAUAUUCCCAAGAUCAAAGGGAUUCCUGAGAUUCCCGGUGCAAUCCCCAUAUUCGGUCACCUCCUCCAGCUGGGCGAGGAUCAUGCGACAGUUUGUGAAAGUUGGUGGCGGAAAUAUCGUCAAUCCGUUUUCCAGAUAAGGCUAGGAAAUACGAGAGCGGUUGUGGUCAGUUCGUUUGACGAUGUCAAGCAAAUGCUUGUCGGACACCAGACGGGCGUCAUCGAUCGACCCACACUGUACACCUUCCAUGGAGUUAUCUCAUCCACACAAGGCUUCACAAUCGGCUCCAGUCCUUGGGAUACCUCUUGUAAGAACAAGAGGAAGGCUGCUGGCCAAGCACUGGGUCGCCCUGCAAUGAGAGGCUAUUUUGACAUGUUCGAUUUGGAAUCAUACUGUAUCGUACGAGACCUCUUCAGGGAUAGCAAAAAUGGUGCUCUCGAAAUUGGCGUGCGUCCUUAUAUCCAGCGUUUUGCGCUCAACACCACUUUGACGCUUUGCUAUGGGAUUCGCAUGGACAAUGUGUACGAUGACAUGCUUCGGGAGAUUCUGCAUGUCGGAUCCGCCAUCUCUCUUCUUCGGUCCGCCUCCGAGAACUAUCAGGAUUAUGUUCCAAUCCUAAGGUAUCUUCCCAACAACGAGAAGAAUCAGCGCUCCAAAGAACUUCGUGAUCGACGAGAUCGAUAUCUGAAUUUCCUUCUCAACAAAGUCCGGGAUAAGAUCCAGAAAGGAACCGACAAGCCAUGCAUCAGUGCAGCAAUCCUUAAAGAUCAAGAGACCAAGCUCACAGGUGUUGAAGUUUCCUCGAUUUGUCUGUCUCUUGUCUCUGGUGGGUUUGAAACGAUUCCCGGGACACUGACUUCGUGCAUCGGAUCACUUGCCACCAAGGAAGGUCAAAUGUUCCAGGAGCGUGCUUACGAGGAUAUCAAGCGAUAUUAUCCAGAUCUCGAGUCAGUGUGGUCCAAUAGCUUCCAAGAAGAGAAGGUCCCAUAUGUGAAUGCCAUCAUCAAGGAAGCUGCUAGAUACUAUACUGUCAGCGCAAUGUCCCUCCCUCGGAAGACUGUGACAGAGAUUGACUGGAACGGCGCCAAAAUCCCGCCAAAGACCAUGAUACUCAUCAAUGCACAAGCAGCCAAUCACGACGUUGACCAUUUCGGCCCGUCCGGAGCAAUCUUCAAUCCGGAAAGAUGGCUAAACGAUGAUUUUGUUUCAAGUCCAACGACUGGCGUUCCCGAGGAGAAGCCAGGGCAGGGCAUUCAGCACUUCUCCUUUGGCGCUGGUUCACGAGCGUGCUCAGGGCAAUUCAUCGCCAGUAGACUCCUGUACACGGCACUGAUCAGACUGUUGGCGUGUUACAAGAUUGUGGCAAGCGAGACGGAGCCUCCCAAUACGGACUAUGUUGAUUACAACCAAUUCAAGUCUGCCCUUGUGGCCAUCCCCAGAGACUUCAAAGUCAAGCUGGUUCCGCGGCACGACGAGAGCACCAUCGAGGAAGUCAUGGCCGCAGCGGCAGAUAGAACUAAAGACUACUAUGCAGAGGACGACUAA